AUGAUUACCUGGCGUUCGAUCGCCCGCACCUUCCAACGUCACCAUGCGCCUCUCAGAGCCCAAGUACGGCAGCUGAGUCUGCUUGAGCAUCACUCACACAAUCUACUCAAAGAAGUAAGAACUCCCUUCACACAACCCAACAGCAAUGCUUAUACAACCCAGUUCAAAAUACCAGUUCCACCGGGAUUCGUAGUCACAACCCCAGAGAAAGCCAAGGAGGUUGUGUCCGUGCUAAAUGGACCAUCAAUGAUAAAAGCCCAAGUCCUCGCAGGCGGCCGCGGUAAAGGCAAAUUCAACAGCGACGGCGAAAGCGGCGUCCGACUAGUCGAGUCACCAAACGAAGCAUUCAGGAACGCCACCAACAUGCUCGGGUACUACCUAACAACAGCACAAACUCCACAAGAUGGACUCCGCGUCGACAAACUCUACAUCUACAAGGCCGUCUCCAUCGCACAGGAAUUCUAUUUCGCAAUGACAUUCGACAGACAGCGUGCCGCACCUGUGCUACUGAUCUCGUCGGCGGGAGGAACGAACAUCGAAGCGAAUAUGGACAACCUCCACAAACUCUACUUCGGUCUCUCGACCGGUAUCACCGAUGAGAUCGACGCGUAUAUCCAAGCAGAGCUGGGAUUCUCGGAUACUGAGAUGAAGGAUAUACACCGGAUCCUGGUGCAGAUGCUUAAGUUGUUUAAGGAAAAGGAUGCGACGUUGCUUGAGUUGAAUCCGCUAGUGCGCUCGGAUGAGGGGGAGUUUAUUUGUCUGGAUGCGAAGUUUGGAUUUGAUGAUUCGGCGAGGUAUAGACAGAAGGAGCUUUUUGGGUUGGAGGAACGAUCACCUGAACAGGAGGAGGAGCAUCAGUUGGCGGAACUGGGGCUUAAUUAUGUUCGGCUUGAGGGGAAUAUUGGGAAUAUUGUUAAUGGGGCUGGGUUGGCCAUGGCAACUAAUGAUCUUAUUAGUUUGCAUGGCGGAAAAUGUGCUAACUUUUUGGAUGUUGGGGGGAGCACAACGAAGGAGGCUUUGUCGAGGGCUUUUAGGAUUCUGAAGAACGAUCAGAGGAUUAAGAGCAUCUUGAUUAAUAUUUACGGUGGUAUUGUGCGAUGCGAUAUGAUUGCCGAGGCCAUAGUUGCCGCUGCUGCUGAGAUGGGUGGUUUCAAAUGCCCGGUUGUGGUUCGCUUGCAGGGUACUAAUUCCGAAAAGGGAUUGAAGCUGAUCGAACAAUCCGAGUUGGAUAACUUGGUUGUAGAACCUGAGUUUGAGAAAGCUGCCCAGAGGGUCGUGAAGGAAACGCCCAGGGUUGAAUAA
Molecule: messenger RNA, 1302 nt
Organism: Penicillium mononematosum
Lineage: Eukaryota; Fungi; Ascomycota; Eurotiomycetes; Eurotiales; Aspergillaceae
Product: succinate--CoA ligase subunit beta
Exons: 6
Coding region: 1-1302 (433 amino acids)
Biological process (GO): succinyl-CoA metabolic process; tricarboxylic acid cycle
Cellular component (GO): mitochondrion; succinate-CoA ligase complex
Molecular function (GO): succinate-CoA ligase (ADP-forming) activity; ATP binding; metal ion binding
Source: RefSeq, a predicted model, not a curated record